GUAGCGUGCACAUCGUACAUUCUCCCAGUCUCCAUCUCGAUCCGAUCCGAUCCGAUUCGAUUCGACCCGAUCUGAUCCGAACCGUCUCACUCCGCGGCAGUCUCCAGUCUCGCAUUGCAUCGAAUCGCGUUCGUGUGUGACGUGUUUGUUUCAACGAUAUUGCAAGCGUUUUAAUUGAAGAGAAGAAUCCCAAACACUAGAGCAAGAUGACGGUGGAUCUAUCGCCCGUGCAGGAGUACUACAAGGACAAGACGAUCUUCAUUACUGGAGCGUCUGGGUUCAUGGGCAAGGUGCUGCUGGAGAAACUGCUCUACUCCUGCCACUCGCUCAAGGAGGUGAUCAUCAUCUGUCGCCCGAAGCGCGGCAAGAGCCCAGAGUCGCGUCUGGAGGAGAUGUACAAGCUGCCCAUCUUCCAGCGCAUCAGGGACGAGCGCCCCCACAUGCUCAAGAAGGUGACCAUCUACCAGGGCGACGUUACCUUUGACUUGCUGGGCCUGAGCGGAGAGAGCCUGAAGCAUGUGACGGAGAACACCAACAUCGUGUUUCAUAUGGCGGCCACCCUCAAGCUGGAGGGCAAUCUGCGGGACGCCAUCGACAUGAAUCUGGUGGGCACCAAGCGCGCCCUGGCAGUGGCCAAGGAGAUGAAGCACCUGGAGGCCUUCAUCCAUCUGUCGACGGCCUUCUGCAACUGCGACCAGGAGGUGAUGUACGAGAAGGUCUACGAGUUCCCCCACAAGCCCGAGGAUCUCAUUCGCAUGGCCGAGUGGAUGGAUGUGAAGACUCUGGACACCAUCACGCCCGAUCUGCUCAAGCCGCACCCAAACACCUACACCUACUCGAAGCGCCUGGCCGAGAUCCUGGUGCGCGACCACUACGAGAGCAUGCCGGUGAUCAUUGCACGUCCCAGCAUCGUGUCGCCAUCGGCCUACGAGCCCGUGCCCGGAUGGGUGGACAAUCUGAAUGGACCAACCGGCCUGAUAGUGGGCGCUGGCAAGGGCGUCAUCCGCUCGAUGCUGAUCGACACGCGCUUCCUCUCCGAGGUGAUACCGGUGGACUACGCCAUCAAUGGGCUGUGCGUGAUCCCCUACCAGUUCACCGGGCUGAAGGAGAAGCCCGCGGAGGUGCCCGUGUACAAUAUCACGUGUGCCGACCACCGCAAGAUGCAGUGGGGCGAGGUGAUCGAGAUGAGCAAAGACAUUGGCUAUCGCUACCCGUUCGAGGCGGGCCUCUGGUAUCCGGACGGGUGCAUCACCACCAACAAGCUGCACCACAACAUCAACGUGCUGCUCUUCCACUGGCUGCCCGCUUACUUCAUCGACUUUAUGCUGCUGCUGCUCGGCCAGAAGAGAUUUAUGGUCCGUGUCCAGAACCGCAUCUCUGUGGGUCUCGAGGUCCUGCAGUUCUUCACGAUGAGGGCCUGGUUCUUCAAAUCGGACGCCUACUCGUCCCUUUGGAACAUCAUGAACGAUGUGGACAAGAAAAACUUCAACAUGGACAUGGACCCCGUCGAGACUGUGCCCAUGUACAUCGAGUCGUGUGUCGUGGGCGGGCGGCAGUAUCUGAUGAAGGAGUCGCCCGACAGCCUGCCACGUGCCCGGCUGCAGCUGAAGCUCAUGUACAUCUUGGAUCGCGUGUGCAAGACGGUCAUCGUGGGCUCCCUGUGCUACUGGACCUACGGUGUGGUGGCACGUCUCUUGGGCAUCUAAGGUGGUGGCCUCCGACUCCUCCCGACUUCGACUUCGACUUCGGCUUCGAGUCGGACCAAACAAUUCUCAAAUUCAUUUGCGCGCAUUCCUCAAUCAAAUCAAUCUCAAUCUCUGCUUAGGUUCGCUUUGGGGCACACACUUUCGAGGCACUCGAGCCUCGGAUUUGGUUUUCAUUUCUAGUUUAAGUGAUCUUUUAUGUUUCAUGUGAAAUAAAACAAAAAUCAAAAC
Messenger RNA from Drosophila obscura, 1934 nucleotides. RefSeq names its product putative fatty acyl-CoA reductase CG5065. The transcript has 7 exons. The record is from RefSeq and is a predicted model, not a curated record. Gene Ontology annotation, biological process: long-chain fatty-acyl-CoA metabolic process. The coding region runs from base 207 to 1706 and encodes 499 amino acids. NCBI's taxonomy places the organism in Eukaryota, Metazoa, Arthropoda, Insecta, Diptera, Drosophilidae. Gene Ontology annotation, molecular function: alcohol-forming very long-chain fatty acyl-CoA reductase (NADP+) activity. Gene Ontology annotation, cellular component: peroxisome.